Molecule: messenger RNA, 1425 nt
Organism: Brettanomyces bruxellensis
Lineage: Eukaryota; Fungi; Ascomycota; Pichiomycetes; Pichiales; Pichiaceae
Exons: 1
Coding region: 1-1425 (474 amino acids)
Biological process (GO): attachment of GPI anchor to protein
Cellular component (GO): GPI-anchor transamidase complex
Source: RefSeq, a predicted model, not a curated record
AUGCAUUUUCUGACACAGUUGGCCGCAUUCCUAUUUACAGGCCAAUUUGUGCGAUCUGCUUCAGGAUGCUCGUUAGAUAAUCAAACACAAAAUAGUAUCUUGGUGAGUAACAGUUCUAUUAAAAUCCCAACCCAGGAACAUGAUCUUCGAAUUCGCCAUCAGAAAAUAACAAACUUCUCUUACCCAGGCGAGGAAUAUUUAGAAAUAAGACCUCUUGAGAGAAACAAUAUUCUGCUCUCAUUCAAUUUCGAGUCUAACCAUUCUUGCGGAUUACAUCAUAAAGAAGGGGAUACAAUACAUUACGACACAUUUCCGAAAGCAAUUGGGUCAAUUCUUCGAGAUACGAACACGAGAGAGCUUCAUCUUCGGUUCGGCCAGGGAUGGUAUGACUCGGAUGUCUGGGGUAAACUUCCAAGACAGGGAUUUGAAAACGGAGGCAGUGGGGUUGAACUCUGGGCAUUAAUUGAGUCUGAUACGAGAGUGGAGGCCAUGACUCAAUGGAAUCAAUUGGUGAACUAUCUUUCUGGUCUUUUUUGUGCCUCUUUAAACUUCAUCGACUCUUCUUCCACCACAAGUCCGGUCACACUAUUCCAACCUGAUGAUUCCGCGCUUCUAAACAUACCUUUAAAGAGCCAACUACAUCUUUUCCGAAGCGCUCUACCAAGGGAGCCCGUGUGUACAGAGAAUCUAACUCCUUUCCUUAAGAUCUUACCUACAAAGGGCAAAGCCGGAAUAGCCUCUCUUCUCACCGGUAGAAAAGUGUUUGAUUCGGAGUGGUCAUCUAUGGCAGUUGAUAUUUUCACCAUAUGCGAAAGUCCCACCAACUGCCACUACCAAAUCAAGCAGUCCAUUGACUUGGUGAAGAAUAUUCCUCGCGUUCUUGAGAGAAAUAUUAUGCCAAUUCCAAAGCCAAUCCCGGGAGAUGAGCUUCGUUGCGAUACAUCCAAGAAGCACGAUCUCUUCCACUGCUUCCCAUUACCUGAAUCAAACAAACUUGACUUUGACCUAUGGGAUCUCUUUGGUCGUGUUAUUCACGGCGGGCCAUUAAUGGAAUCGAAGAUUUCAUCGGUUUGUGUAGAUACCGAUAGAUCCGCCUGGAACAUUACGUUGAAUGCCACGCUACCUUUAUCGGAGUUGGAAGAAACUAGAAGUGGAAAAACCUGCUAUAAUAUAGACACCGGUGCAGACUACGAUAUUCGGUUUUCGACGAACGACUCUACACAUAUAACUCCAUUAGAAAAUCCGCCAAUUUAUGCUUCCAGAUCGCUCUCAGGCUAUUCGCAAGAUAGUGGUGGUUUCAGAAUUGAUAUAUUCAAUCCAACAGACGAGGACUUGGAUGUGGUCAUUUUUGAGACGUUCCCAUGGUUUGUGAAAUUUAUAUCUUCAUACGUUGUCCAUUGCAGUGAAUGGGACAACCAUGUAUGA